AUGGAAUGCAAAAAUCUGCCUGAAUGAGAAAAUGAAAUACGAGAACCCAAACUUUUGUAUUGAUACGUAUCCCUGAAGUCUUUAGACAAACGAGCCACAAAUCCCAGUUUCCAGCUGCAGCUGUCUGAGGUCUGGGUGUCUAAAAAUCAAGCAUGCUACGCAAAUGGAAAAUCCGCCAACCCUGCUGUAAGUGUAAGUGUGUCUAAUGUGAAGCAGAUAUAA
Messenger RNA from Blepharisma stoltei, 222 nucleotides. The record is from the annotation of a GenBank genome assembly. NCBI's taxonomy places the organism in Eukaryota, Ciliophora, Heterotrichea, Heterotrichida, Blepharismidae.